CAUCUCACGUUCUCACUUUCUCGACCAUACGCAGGUUUUCCACCAGCCAGGAAAGAGAUAGAAAGCCCGAGAAAACUUUCAGAGGGAGGCAGAGAAGGCCGGGCGCAGAUAUUCUAUGAAGUGGAGACAGUAGCCUUCAAGAUAAACAAGGCGCAGGACAUAGAAUCCAUGGCUUAGGCUCUAUUUAUUGCCGUCGUUGUCGAUCUGAACCGCUGCCUUUGAAGUUAUUUUCUUUUUAAUGAAACCCUAAGGACCUUUGUGUUGGCUUUAAAGUUUUUGAUUGUAUCGGGAGGCGAAGAUUGGUACGGCGCAGCGUGUACUGCUUGCCUCAUAAGAUUUCCUUUCGAUCUGGGGCGGGGUGCCUUGCAAAUCAACGUUUUAUCAGCUGCGGACGUAUUCGCGGCUGACCUUUGAAACCCUAGAUUCGUUACUGCGCCGUUAAAGUUGGUGUAUGCGUUGCCGCCUGUACGAUCUGGCUUCUGAGAUUGUAUGAAUUGCACUUAGGAGCGCCUUUCUUUGAUUUUAUUCUUGUGUGGUGCUGUGCUACGGUUUUUCCGUGGCUGCCCCUGCUAUUGUGUUGUUUUUCAUGCCGCCUGAACCACUGCCGUGGGACCGGAAGGACUUCUUCAAGGAGAGGAAGCACGAGAGGUCUGAAUCGCUGGGCUCUGUGGCGCGAUGGAGAGACUCUUCUCAUCGUGGUUCCCGAGAGUUCAGUCGGUGUGGAUCCGAUUUCCACAGACUGCCAGGUCAUGGUAAGCAGGGAAGUUGGCACCUGUUUCCCGAUGAUUCUGGUCAUGGAUAUGCACUAUCUCGGUCCAGUGACAAGAUGCUGGAAGAAGAGAACUGUCGGCCAUCAGUUUCCCGAGGAGAUGGAAAAUAUGGUAGAAACAGUAGGGAAAGUAGAGGAUCCUUUAGCCAGAGAGAUUGGAGAGGACAUUCAUGGGAGGCCACCACCAACGGCUCUCUAAAUUUGUCCAGGAGGCCACCAGAUGUUACUAUUGACCAGAGGUCUGCUGAUGACAUGCUAACAUAUCCUUCUCAUCCUCAUUCUGAUUUUGUAAAUACUUGGGAUCAGCAUCAUACGAAAGACCAGCACGAUAAGAUGGGUGGUGUCAGUGGGUUGGGUUCUGCACAGAGAUUGGAUCGAGAGCAUUCUCUUGGUUCAAUUGACUGGAAGCCUCUUAAAUGGACCCGUUCUGGAAGCUUGUCUUCACGAGGCUCAGGUUUUAGCCAUACAAGUAGCUCAAGGAGUGGAGGGGCUGAUUCCAACGAGGCAAAGUCUGAAUUGCAUCCAAAAAAUGCAACUCUUAUUGAAUCCCAUUCAGGGGAUGGUGCUGCAUGUGCGACGUCUUCUGCACCCUCUGAAGAUACAAUAUCUAGGAAGAAGCCUCGGUUGAAUUGGGGCGAGGGACUUGCAAAGUAUGAGAAGAAGAAAACUGAGGAACCUGAUGUAAGUGCAAGCAAGGAUGGCCCCGUCUUGUGUACUAGUAAUAUUGAACACUCUAAUUUUCUCGGUUCAAAUUUAUUAGAUAAAAGCCCGAAAGUUACAGGCUUUUCAGAUUGUGCAUCCCCAGCCACUCCAUCUUCCGUUGCUUGCAGUUCCUCACCAGGUGUGGAGGAUAAACUGUAUGGAAAAGCUGUGAAUAGUGACAAUGAUGUUAGUAAUUUGAAUGGCUCACUGGACCCAGGGCCUCAGAAUCAUCUACAGACGUUUUCUUUGAAUUUAGAGAAGUUGGAUAUUGACUCCCUGAGUAGUUUGGGUUCUUCACUUAUUGGGUUGCUACAAUCUGAUGACCUAAGUUCCGUGGAUCCUGUCAUAGCAAGUUCUGCUGCAAUGAAUAAGUUGCUAAUAUGGAAAGCUGACCUCUCUAAGGUAUUGGAGGUUACUGAGGCUGAAAUUGAUUUACUAGAAAGUGAGUUGAAGUCACUGAAAUCUGAAUCUGGAAAUAGCUGUCCAUGUCCUGCAGCAUAUGGCUCCUCACUGGUGGCAUGCAAUACGAAGUCUUGUGAAGAACAAGUUAAAGGCUGUGAUAAGGUCUCCCGGCCAGAGCCACUGCAGGUUUGUUCUUCUGCUGAUCCUGAUGUGGAGAAGAUGUCCCCUUCAACUAAAGUGCAUAAUAUUCAUGAAAGUGGCAAGGAGGAAGAUAUUGAUAGUCCUGGAACAGCAACUUCUAACCUGCAGCCUCUUAUUAAAGCAGUGUGUUCAUGUGUUAUUGGGGAAAAUGGUCAUUGCGCUGGAGGCUGUGAUGCCAUUCAAUCUGCUAGCAGUAGAUGCUUAUUGCUCUGUUCCACGAGCAAGCAGGCUAGCUUGUCUGCUCGUGGUGGUAGUAGUACAGCUAUGGAGGUAAAAGAUGGUAUGGUUGCUGCUCAUGGUGCAAGUUCUUGCUCUAGAUCUGAGGAUAUAUUGUAUAAUGCAAUUAUUUCUUCUAAUAAAGAAUAUGCAAACACAGCGUGUGAUGAAAUUGCUCAGUUAUUGCCAAAUUGCUGUAAGGUUGGUAAUAUAGGAGCCAUCAAUGACUCAUGCUCUUCAACUGGUGCGGUUAGAGAAAAAUUUGCAGAGAGAAAGCGGUUAGCAAGGAUCAAGGAGCGAGUAAUAACCCUGAAGUUUAAAGCUUUGCAUCAUCAAUGGAAAGAAGAUAUGCGAUCACUGUCUGUACGAAAAUGUCGUCCAAAAUCUCAUAAGAAGCUUGAAGUAGGCAUUCGAACUACUAAUAGUGGUUUUCAAAAGAAUCGGUCCUCAAUUCGAACUCGGAUUUCCUACCCUGCAGGCAAUAAUUUAAGCUUGGUUCCAACAUCUGAGAUAGAUGAUUUUGCCAGCAAACUUCUCUCUGAUCCCCAAGUUAAAGUUUUCCGGAGCACCUUGAAAAUGCCAUCAUUAAUUUUGGAUCAGAAGGAGAAGAUGAUGUCAAGGUUUCUAUGUAGUAAUGGGUUGGUUGAAGAUCCUUUAUCAUAUGAGAAAGAGAGGGCUAUGGUCAACCCUUGGACAUCCGAAGAGAAGGAUAUUUUCAUGGAGAAAUUUGCUGCUUUUGGGAAAGACUUCCGGAAAAUCGCUUCUUUUCUUGAUCACAAGACAACUGCUGACUGUGUUGAGUUCUAUUACAAAAAUCAUAAAUCUGAGUGCUUUGAGAAAAUUAAGCAGGAUGUUAGGAAGCUAGGGAAGUCAUAUUUGACCAACACAGACUUGGUAGCAUCUGGUAAGAAAUGGAACCGAGAAAUAAAUUCUGCUUCGCUUGACAUUUUGAGUGCAGCUUCAGUGAUAGCAGGCCAUGCUGACAGAAUGAAUGGUAACAAAAAAUUGCGUUCAGGGAGUUCUCUUUUAGAAGGCUAUGGUAAUAUGAAAAGAUCAAAGGGCGAGGAUAGUCUCCUAGAGAGAUCAUACAGUUUUGAUGCUCUUAGGGAUGAAAGAGAGGUAGUUGCAGCUGAUGUAUUGGCUGGUAUAUGUGGUUCUAUAUCAUCUGAGGCUAUGAGUUCCUGCAUAACAAGUUCUGUUGAUCCUGUAGAGGGUAACAGGGACAGGAGCCUGAAGACAAACCCUGGGAAAAAGCAAUUGUUGACGCCUGAUGUUACUCAGAGCAUUGAUGAUGAUACCUGUUCGGAUGAGAGCUGUGAGGAGAUGGAUCCUACUGAUUGGACUGAUGAGGAGAGGUCAGCUUUUCUUCAGGCUGUAUCAUCUUAUGGGAAAGACUUUGCCAAGAUCUCACGGUGUGUAGGUUCAAGGUCCCAAGAUCAGUGUAAAGUGUUCUUCAGCAAGGCCAGGAAAUGUCUUGGAUUGGAUCUCAUGCGGCCCAAGUCUGUAAAUGCGGGGUACCCAGUGAAUGAUGAUGCAAAUGGCGGUGGGAGUGAUACAGAUGAUGCAUGUGUUGUAGAGACAGGUUCAGCAGUUGACGCUGAUAGGUCAGGCACUAAAACUGAUGAGGAACAGCCAUUGUCUGUCAUGAAUACGUUCUCUGAUGAAUUUAAUUCUGUUGAACCCAUGGCCUUGUCGACUGAUUUGAAUAAAUCAAACAAUAAUGGGGCAGAAGUGGACGAGGAUGCUGAAGAUGUGAAUGGUAUGGUUUCUGAUGCUUGUGAAAUGGAUGAUAUGACUAAACCGGGCUGUGGUGGUGGGGAUGUCUUGUACAGUUCUGACAAGUCUGGUCCUGCUAAUGGCCAGACAGCUAUGAAUAUGUUAGCUAGUGUAGAAGUGGUAGAAGGUGAAGCAAAUAAAUUGGCAGGUUCAGUUACAGAGUCAGUGCCAUGCCAAUCUAAUUCUGUUGUUGAGGCUAAAGUGGUUUCUGAGGUUUCUUCUGGGGGUCUUGGAAAGGAGCUAACUGGGCAGAAACAAUCACUGCCUCCAUGUCUUGAUGAUAGGGAUAAUAAACGUGAAGCAGUUGCUGAUGUAGCUGAAUCAAAAAGCUCAGUUCUAGAUUCAAGUACAAUGGUAAAUGCUUCACCCUUACCUGCAGGUGCUUCUUGUACAGGCUUGAAUCUUGAAGUUGAAAAUAAACACCAAACCUGUAUGUCAACAUUGCCACUGGGGAAUUCUCAGUCCAAUGCAAAAUUAUUGUUGCAAGAUACUGUUGCUGUUCAAGGUGAGCAAAAAGUUAUUCAAGAUCAACUGCCUUCUGCACGUAAUUUUCAGGGAAGUAAAGAUGUGCACUGCCAAAAUUCGACGAGCAAAGAUGGUCAACAUGUCCAUGUUCCCAGCUAUUUAAUGGAUCAUAUUAAGGCUACUAGCAUCCUCCAGGGCUUUUCCUUGCCCACUAAAAAAGAAGUGAAGGGUGAAAUGAGCUGCGGCAGCUCAGCAUCUGAAUUGCCGCUUAUGUCCCAAAAGAUUGAACAAACCUGUGAUCAUUACAAAUCGGAGUUGUGCUCAGUAGAUUCAGAAGUGACAUCUAGAAAUGGUGAUGUGAAGUUGUUUGGGAAGAUAUUGACCAAUCCUUCAUCCAAUCAGAAAACUAAUUUGAAUUCCAAGGGGCGUGAAGAAACUGGCACCCGUCACCUGAAGAUGAGUUGCAAGACUUCUACCCUUAAAUUUAAUGGCCAUUGCCAUCAAAAUCCUGAUGGAAAUUCAACAAUUUUGAAGUUUGACCGUGGUGAUUAUAAUAUAGGCCUUGAAAAUGUUCCUAUGAAGAGUUAUGGUUAUUGGGAUGGGAAUAAAAUACAGACUGGCAUUCCAUCAUUACCUGAUUCUGCCAUCUUGCUUGCAAAAUAUCCUGCUGCCUUCAGUAAUUAUGCUACAUCCUCAGCCAAAUUGGAGCAACAGUCAUUGCAUGCAUUUACAAAGGGUAAUGAACAGAACCUAAAUGGCUCUGCGUUUACGACUCGAGAAAUCAACAGCAGCAAUGGUGUGAUUGAUUAUCAGAUGUUUAGAAGUAGAGAUGCCCCGAAGGUGCAGCCAUUUAUGGUAGACAUGAAAAACCGCCAAGACACGUUUUCUGAGGUUCAGAGAAGAAGUGGUUUUGAAGCAAUAGCGAAUUUACAGCAGCAGGGGAGAGGAAUGGUUGGAUUGAAUGGCGUUGGGAGGCCAGCGAUUCGGGUGGGAGGAUCACACAGUGGUGUCUCGGAUUUUGUGGCAGCCAUCAAAAUGCAUUAUUCCAAUUCUGACCAGUAUGGUGGUCAUAAUGGAAGUAUCAUAAGAGAAGAUGAAUCUUGGGGAGGAAAAAAAGGGGACUUAAGCAGGUAGUAGAUGUGUUCAGCGGCAAACGUUUUCCUUUGCCGCCAUCUGUAUUAUAGUUUUGUUAUUGCUCAAUACAGUGAUAGGUCGAUUUGACGGUUCCCAAGUCCGUCUUUUUGGUAAAUUAUUUAGGUGCUUGUAAUGUGGCAGCAACUUUGUUCUCUCUUUUUUGAUCAUUCUGAUAAUCAUCUAGCUGGAGUUGGAUGCCUGGCUGAUUGUUUCAA
Molecule: messenger RNA, 5880 nt
Organism: Prosopis cineraria
Lineage: Eukaryota; Viridiplantae; Streptophyta; Magnoliopsida; Fabales; Fabaceae
Exons: 4
Coding region: 587-5665 (1692 amino acids)
Source: RefSeq, a predicted model, not a curated record